AUGAGGGUCUCCUACGUGGUCUCUCUCUGUGACCUUUGGCAGUCAUAUGACCUCUGGGUCUCUCGGUUGCUGGGCGCAUUCCACAACCCAAAACAGGUGACCAGAGGUUUUGCUGGUGGUGUUCAGACAGUAACUUUAAUUCCAGGAGAUGGUAUUGGCCCAGAGAUUUCAGCUGCAGUUAUGAAGAUAUUUGAUGCUGCCAAAGCGCCCAUUCAGUGGGAGGAGCGCAAUGUCACUGCCAUCCAAGGACCGGGAGGAAAGUGGAUGAUCCCUCCGGAAGCCAAAGAGUCCAUGGACAAGAACAAGAUGGGCCUGAAAGGGCCUUUAAAGACCCCAAUAGCAGCUGGUCAUCCGUCUAUGAAUUUAUUACUGCGUAAAACAUUUGACCUUUAUGCAAAUGUCCGGCCGUGCGUCUCAAUCGAAGGCUAUAAAACCCCUUACACUGAUGUAAAUAUCGUCACCAUUCGAGAGAACACGGAAGGAGAAUACAGUGGAAUUGAGCAUGUGAUCGUGGAUGGCGUCGUGCAGAGCAUCAAGCUCAUCACCGAGGAGGCCAGCAAGCGCAUCGCUGAGUUUGCCUUUGAGUAUGCCCGGAACAACCACCGGAGCAACGUCACGGCCGUGCACAAGGCCAACAUCAUGCGGAUGUCAGAUGGACUUUUUCUGCAGAAAUGCAGAGAAGUUGCAGAAAACUGUAAAGAUAUUAAAUUUAAUGAGAUGUACCUUGACACGGUGUGUCUGAAUAUGGUACAAGACCCAUCCCAAUUUGAUGUUCUUGUUAUGCCAAAUUUAUACGGGGACAUCCUUAGUGACCUGUGUGCAGGAUUGAUCGGAGGUCUCGGUGUGACACCAAGUGGCAACAUUGGAGCCAACGGAGUUGCAAUCUUUGAGUCGGUUCACGGGACUGCCCCGGACAUCGCGGGCAAGGACAUGGCCAACCCCACAGCCCUCCUGCUCAGCGCCGUCAUGAUGCUGCGCCACAUGGGCCUCUUUGACCACGCCGGGAAGAUCGAGGCCGCGUGUUUCGCCACAAUCAAGGACGGAAAGAGCUUAACAAAAGAUUUGGGAGGCAAUGCAAAGUGCUCAGACUUCACAGAGGAGAUCUGUCGCCGAGUCAAAGAUUUAGAUUAAGGCUCCUAAGGAUGCUCCUCCUGUCAGUCACUCCUGAUGGACAUGCCCGAGCCUGUAUUUAGAACACCCGCCGUCACGUCUGUGUUUGGUUCGCUCAUUUCUCAACAGAAUACAUUUUUAGAUCUGGCCUUUUUUUAAUGGUCAGUGCAAAGGAUGCAGCUGACAUCCCUCAACCUGCUUUCCGAGGACUUUCCCAAGUGCUUGUUGUAUUUAUUAAAUGUCUAUCUGGUAAACAUCUUUUUGUAAACUCUAAGCGGACUGUAUCAGUUGCCAUGGUUAACCAUUUUACACUUCAGUUAAAAUAGCUUUUCCUCAGCUGUAAAUAUGAUACAGAAUUAAUAAGAGAAAACAUCUAACUUUUUAAAGAAAAACCCGAUUUUCCUUUAGUUGAUGAAAAACAUAUGGACAUCAAGUCGGGUACUGGCAGAAAAGCACAAGGUGACAUUCUUAUAAAACUAAGUGGGCACGAGGCAAAUUCCUUGGGAGAGCUGAUACCCAAACAGCGAAUACGGCGUAUUUUUUAGCAAUAUGGAAAACUAAGACAAAUCUGUCCUUUAAAGGAAUUACUAAGUAUGAAUAAAAUGUCAACAUAUUCUUCAGAUCUAAGAAAUACAUAAGCAGAGAUAUAAUUUUGUUAAUAAGACAUAGAUCCUAUAUUGGGUACGAAGGCAAAAAUGAACUGUAUGUUCCAUGAUUUCAUUACCUCGAGACGGAAGAGUCUUUACGAGAGCUGUUCGUGAGCCCGGGGGUGGGUGCCUCCUUGCCAGUGGACACACUUGAAGCUUCAGGAGUGCGAAACCUCAGAGUUAGACCAGAGGAGCUGACAAUUGCGUGCGUUGACUCUUGUAUGUCACUGUCCAGCAAGGGACCAUACUCUGCCAGGGUUGACCCUGCUGAAAGGCCUGGCCACACGUCUUUUGGAUGCAGUCAAGGAACUUGGGACGCUGGCUAUUAAUGUUCUAUUCCAGCAGCUGCCCUUCCUCCUGCCCGGCCUCCAGAUCACUGCCCUCUACCCCAACAACACCAGGACAAACGGCCUUACAGAGGCGGGAGCUGUCUCAGCCUGAGUUGAUUGACAACCCUGUGCCAGGCCGGGCCUUGGGCUCAGCUUUGGACCUUUGGGCAUCUUCUCCCUGCCCCACCCCCUCUGCAGCAUGGUUUUUCUCACCGAUAGACUCUAAGUCACUAAUUCUGUGAACAGUUACCUUUCAGCCCCACAGAAAGACCCUUGGACCUCGUGUAACAUGGCGAACCUGCAGCUUUGCAUACUGUGCCCAGGUCACAAGGGGACAGCUUAAAGACAAACAUCCCCGCCUGGGUUGUUCUUCAAGCGCGUAACCAGACUUACAAUGUCAUAUGUCUUUUACUUUGUUUAAGCUGCUGCUUCCUGUUUUAUUGGGUUGUGCUAAUUACCAGUGACUCUUGGGUCCUCAGUAAUAAAGAAUUCCAAAGCA
This is a messenger RNA of Tupaia belangeri chinensis (Chinese tree shrew), 2585 nucleotides long. It is a transcript of the gene IDH3A, whose product is annotated as isocitrate dehydrogenase (NAD(+)) 3 catalytic subunit alpha. NCBI's taxonomy places the organism in Eukaryota, Metazoa, Chordata, Mammalia, Scandentia, Tupaiidae. The transcript is spliced from 11 exons. Gene Ontology annotation, molecular function: isocitrate dehydrogenase (NAD+) activity; magnesium ion binding; NAD binding. Gene Ontology annotation, cellular component: mitochondrion. The coding region runs from base 1 to 1131 and encodes 376 amino acids. The record is from RefSeq and is a predicted model, not a curated record. Gene Ontology annotation, biological process: tricarboxylic acid cycle; isocitrate metabolic process.